Messenger RNA from Struthio camelus australis, 2134 nucleotides. The record is from RefSeq and is a predicted model, not a curated record. NCBI's taxonomy places the organism in Eukaryota, Metazoa, Chordata, Aves, Struthioniformes, Struthionidae.
UCGUGGCUGAGAUUUAAUAUCGAUGACCAGGGAGGGAGGUUGCACAUGUGAUUGGAGGGCCAGUGGGACCUUGGGUUGACUGGGACGUGGUAGAGAGCAUAGAGCUGCCUGGGGAAAGGGGAGGUGAUUUGUGUGGGAUUGGAGUGUGCCAGGGGAUGGUGAAACCUGCUGGGGAAACAGAAGGUCCAACUUUGUCUGGUGCUGGGCACAACCUUGAUGUUGCAAGGUGCAAAGAUCCAGCCACAGGGGUGGCAGCCCCGCACUGGCAAGAGCAGAGUUUGAAGCCAACAAACGGGAGUUACAGGCUGAUAUUGCCACUGAUAAAUGACUGGGAAGAGAUCAUGACUUCCGUCAAAGAGCAGGAAGCCAUCAAGAAGCUCAUGGCAUUCUUGCAGGAAUGGGACAGUGCCCGCAAAGUUGCUCGAAGCCGCAUCUUGGACAACUUCAUUAAAAGCAAUCACGGCAAGACAGGGCCAGAGCUGGAGCUGGAGUUCUCCCAGGGUGCCAGCUUAUUUCUGGCUCGCCUAACAGCGUGGCUCAGGAUGAUCUACAUGUAUGGCACUUGCCUAGGCAAGCUGCUGAAGUCCAUUGGCAUCUUUUUAUCAGCUGCAAGUGGGUGUCAGUUCUGGCUUUGCUCCCCCUGUCCCUGCAGACACAGGUACCUCAUGGAAUUUCUGGAGAUCGGAGGUGUCCUGACUCUCCUGGAAAUACUAGGGCUGAGCCACCUGAAAGAAGAGGACCAAAGGGAGUCGGUAAAGCUGCUUCAGCUCGUCGCAAAUGCUGGCAGGAAGUACAAGGAGCUCAUCUGUGAAAGCUAUGGGGUGCAAUCCAUUGCUGAGUUCUUGGCCACGUCCAGAUCAGCAGAGGCUCAAGAAGAAGCGCAGCUUCUGCUGGAGUCUUUGGGCCAUGGCAAUCCCAAGUAUCAGAACCAAGUCUACAAAGGCCUUGUUGCUGUGCUGCCAUGCACCUCCCCACGAGCCCAGCAGCUCUCUCUGCAGACACUCAGGGUCAUGCAGCAGGAUGUGGUGGGAGAGGCCCCUGGCAGCGUGGCGGAGCCCCUGCUGAGCGUGCUGCGUUCCCGGCACCUGGAGGUGCAGUACGAAGCCAUCCAGCUGCUGAGGGCUCUCAUGGCCUGCAAGGUUCGGCUAGCCCUGCUGAAGGGCCUGGUUGCGCUGCUGAUAGCACCCAGGGAGGAAGCAUUCGCAUUCUGCGAUGAAACUGCCCAAGACCCAGCUCUGCUUUGCCUGAGGGAGCCCAUGCUGGUGUAUAUUCAGCAAGCAGCUGCUGCAAAAGCCAUUGGCAUUUUAGCCAAGGAGUCAGCAGAAGUGGCAGAAGAGCUGAUCCAGCUGAAAGUGGUGCACAGCCUGAUGGUUGCUGUGGGGAAUCAGGAUCAUGUGGACAGCCAGAGACAAGCCAGCAUCUCCUUGGAGUAUUUUGUCCGCACGUUUCCCUUUGUGGAGGAGCACAUGAGGAUGGCAGUAGGGGACACACUGUUCCAGCUCUUUAUGGAUAGUCCUGAGACAUGGUACACAAAAAUGGAUUCAUUCCACGCUGAAAUACUGGCCUCCAAUAGAGUGGACAUCCCCAAAGAGAUGGAAAGGCUGCAACCCACAGAAGAGACGCCCAGAUCUGAUCUCACCACAAACUCAGCAGUGUUUUUUCUGGAACGAAACAGUGCUGCUGGAAAUGUAUACCAACUGAAGGAUUUGCUGCAUCUAAAUGGGUUUUGUUUCAAGUAAUUCUUGUUCAAGAAGAUAUACAGCAUCCUCCAGCAUUCUUAAGAGUCAGAGAACUUGAACAGUAGGUUUCUCAGUUAACUAAAAGCACUAUUUACUUCUGCUUCUCCCACUUCCCUGAGGAGCUUGAUGCCAGACAUAUUGCAUAUUGAGAUGGAGGCAGACACCCCCUAAUCUUUAUUUUGUUUAGUCCUAAAACUGAAAUCUGAAGCUAAUGUUAGCUUUCUAAUUAGUGCAGCGUGGAGUUUGUAACAGGACAGAUACUCCCUGUUGCUCAUGGGAUUUAGUAAUAAUAUUUGAGGAAUACUGAACACAUUGCUUCCCUUGUGUACUCUGCGCAGGUCUUCAGGGACAAGUGUGCCUGUAGCGAAGGCAACAGGCAUUUCAGAUUUGCAAAU